This is a messenger RNA of Acanthosepion pharaonis, 2328 nucleotides long. The record is from the annotation of a GenBank genome assembly. Lineage: Eukaryota; Metazoa; Mollusca; Cephalopoda; Sepiida; Sepiidae.
AUGGAAUCGUCUGCUUCUUUCGCCAUUAACCAUCGCUUCAAUGCAUACUUUUCAUUAUUCCUUUUUUUUUUUUUUUUGCUUUGUGAAAUUUUCUCUGCCCCAGAUGUGACCACUUAUUCAAGCGUACGCCAUCUCGAACGUUUCAGAUUCUUUUCUCAGUCUCACGCUUUCUCUCUUUCUCUCCGUCUCUCUGUUACUCUCUGUCUCUUUGGGACAAUGGAAUUUUCAUCAAUAUCUUUCUUCAAGUUUUUGCUUGAUAUCUAUCUAUCUAUCUAUCUACAUAUCUAUCUAUCUAUCUUUUCCUAUGCUUUUUUUUUCUUCCUUGACGUCUUUCUUACCUCGAAAAAUUUCUAUUUUCUUUCGUUCUCUUCAAUGAAAGAUAAGAAAGAAAUCCUCCGAUUCUGCCAUAUUACACCUUUACUCUCUUUUACUUUUCCUCCCACUUCCUCUAUUCAGUUACUUUCCUCCCUCUCAUUCUUCAUUACUAACCCUUCACUAACUUUUCCUUUUCUUCCCUCUCUUUCUCGCUUACUACCACUUUCCCUUCUACUUCCGCUACGCUUUUACUUUUCUCCCUCUCUUGCUCAGUACACCUUCCCUUUCUUUUCCUCUUACUUGCCCUAUGCAGAUACUUUUCUCCCUCUCUUACUUCCUUCUUAUCCUUCAUUCACUUUUCCUUUUCCUCCCUCUCCUUCUCACUUAUUACGACCUUUCCGUCAACUUCCACUAUAUUGUUGCUUUUCUCACUCUCAUUCUUCCUUACUACCCUUCACCCACUUUUACUUUUCCUCCCACUUCAUCAAUACAGUUACAUUUCAUCUUCUCAAUUUUUCCUUACUACCCCCUUUCUCUUUUACUUUUCCUCCCACUUCAUCUACACAGUUACAUUUCUCCCACUCAUUCCUUCUUACUACUACCUCUCUCUCUUUUACUUUUCCUCCCACUUCAUCUAUGCAGUUACAUUUCUCCCACUCAUUCUCUCUUAUAACCCCUUCACUCCCUCUUACUUUUCCUCCUACUUCCUCUGUGCAGUUACUUUUCUCCCACUCAUUCUCUCUUAUUACCCCUUCACUCUCUCUUACUUUUCCUCCUACAUCCUCUAUACAGUUGCAUUCCUCCCACUCGUUCUCUCUUAUUACCCCUUCACUCUCUCUUACUUUUCCUCCUGCUUCCUCUAUGCGUUACUUUUCACCCUCUCAUAUUCAUUACACCUUCACUCUCUUUUACUGUUCCUCCCACUUCAUCUAUACAGUUACCUUCUCCCUCUCAUACUCCCUUACUACCCCAUUUAUUCUCUUUUACUUUUCCUCACAAUUCUUUGCACAAUUACUCUCUCCCCCUCUCAUUCUUCCUUUAUCAUUCUUUGAUUGCUCCGCCGUAGCCAGUUCUCGCCUCUGUCGUGUCAGCGGGAUACCCUUAACGCCAGCUCGAUUCCUGUUACUAUCUUACCUAUUUGAGGUUCUUGACAGGCCUUCAGAGUCAAAGAUUGCCCUACCAUACGUCUUCUUGCCAAGGAAUCCCUUAAUUUGUUGUUUACAAGGACCCACGACUAGGACAAAGGAAUGGGAUCCGGCUACCAUUGUUCAAGACCGCCUAUCUCAGCCUUUUCCUUCUCAUUUAUCACUUUCCUUAUCCCUCCUCCCCCCUCCUCCUCCUCCGUCUUCUUCUUCCUUCCUUCCUUCUUUCCUUCCUUCCUUCCUUCCUUCCUUCUUUCCUUCCUUCUUUCCUUCCUUCCUUCCUUCUUUCCAAUUUCGAAUAUUCUCUCUCUUCGUUCUCCUCCUCCUCAACUACUUUCCUCCUUCUCCUUUUCUCUUCUGUAACUCUCACCUCCUCUUCCUCUCCCUCCGCCACUUUCCUCUUCCUCUAUUUAUCUUCUGUAACUCUCACCUCGUCCUCCUCCUCUUUCAACGCCGCUACUUUCCUCCUUUUCUCUACUGUAACUCUCACCCCUCUUCCUCAUUCACCACAUUCCUCCUCCUUCUUUUCUCUUCUGUAACUCUCACCUCCUCCUCCUUCUUUUCUCUUCUUCUUUAUCGUUAUGUUUAUUUUCAAUUCUUCUUCUUCUUCUUUCUCCAUUACCCUCCUCCCUGUUUUUACGUUAUUUUUCAAUUUUUUUCUCUCCUCCCCUUUCUUUUUUUAUUUUCAUCCCCCUCUCCUUAUUUUUCUUCUCCUCCUCUUCCUAUGUCUUCCAGUUAUCCUUUCCACCUCCCUUUUUUUUUGUUAUUCACAUUCGCACUCUUCUCCUCCCGCUCUCUUAGUUCUUCUUUUUCAAUCUACUGCCUUUAUAUCGCCUUGUCGAUUGAUGAUAUAUAUGUUAUAUUCAGUUGA